Molecule: messenger RNA, 5110 nt
Organism: Andrographis paniculata
Lineage: Eukaryota; Viridiplantae; Streptophyta; Magnoliopsida; Lamiales; Acanthaceae
Exons: 15
Coding region: 219-4820 (1533 amino acids)
Biological process (GO): mRNA splicing, via spliceosome
Cellular component (GO): catalytic step 2 spliceosome
Molecular function (GO): helicase activity; mRNA binding
Source: RefSeq, a predicted model, not a curated record
UACCAGAAGAGUAGUAAGGAAGUUGCAAGCAACUAAGCGGGAGGCGUGAAGGUGGUCUCCCAAGGGUUUAUCAUCUCUUCCGCCGGUAUGCUGUACUCGCGUCGCGGCCAGGUUGAAGGCAAGGUUCCCUCUGUGAAUUAAUUGGCACGGCUGUAGCUCGGUUUUUCGCUCUUUUCCAAGACUUUAUCAGAACCUUUCUUGGAGUUGGACACUCCACUAUGACAAAAGUAUAUGGCACCGGAGUGUACGACUUCCGCCGUCACAGGGUUGCCGAGUAUCCCGUCGCUGCGGAUGCGCAGCAACUAUCGGAAAAGCCGGUGGAGUCUAAACCUGGAUCCAAUUUGCCUAGCUCCAUUACCCUAAGUGAGAUUCAGAGAGACCGUCUGACGAAGAUUGCCGCCGAAAAUUGGUCGGUAGGUGGGGAUUCUGGUUCCAGAAAGCCCUUCAGCCCCGACCUCGUUAAUGACAUAUACUACUCGGAGUUAACUGUUAAAGGGGGUAGAAAGCUAGUGCCAUUGCAAAGAGUGAUGAUACUAGAAGUGAGUCAAUAUUUGGAGAAUUAUCUUUGGCCAAACUUUAACCCAGAGACUGCUUCUUUCGAGCAUGUAAUGUCAAUGAUACUCAUGGUUAAUGAGAAGUUUCGAGAGAACGUUUCUGCUUGGGUUUGCUUUUAUGAUCAGAAGGAUAUGUUUAAAUCAUUUCUUGAAAGAGUACUUCGCCUGAAAGAGGGGAAAAAUUUAACUAUUGCAGAGAAGAUAAACUAUCUACUUUUUAUGAUCAAUGCCUUCCAGAGCUUGGAAGAUGACAUAGUAAGUGAAAGGAUUAUGAGAUUAGCCAGUCUGGAGUGUUGGCAUAGUCUAUCAUAUGGCCGUUUUCAGAUGGAACUUUGUCUCAAUGAAAAUUUGAUCAAAAGAUGGAGAAGGAUAGCAAAGAGAGCCAAAGAUGCAUCUAAGCGUGGAGAAACUUUUGACCCCUCAACCAUGGUAGAAGCAAGCUUCUUGCGUAAUCUGAUUGAGGAAUUUCUGAAGAUUCUUGAUUCUGAGGUUUUCAGAAAUAAAUCAAGAGAUGACGAGGAUAAUGGUGUAACUGACAUUCAUGGUUCUGAUGACGUGGAUGAUGCCUGUGUUCUUUAUUGUGAAAGAUUUAUGGAGUUCCUUAUUGAUCUCUUGAGCCAGUUGCCAACGAGGAGAUUAGUUCGGCCUCUUGUGGCUGAUGUUGCUGUUGUUUCAAAAUGUCAUUUAAGUGCUUUAUACGGGCAUGAAAAGGGAAAACUUUUUGGUCAGUUGGUCGACUUGCUUCAGUACUAUGAAGGGUUUGAAAUUGAUGACCAUCAAGGUAGACAAAUGACUGAUGAUGAAGUUCUUCAAGCUCAUUACAGGCGCCUCCAGGCUUUUCAGCUUCUUGCCUUUAAAAAGAUUCCAAAGCUGAGAGAACUUGCAUUGGCUAAUAUUGGUGCAAUUAAUAAGCGGGAUGACUUGGCGAAAAAACUUUCAAUUCUUUCUCCUGAAGAGUUGAGAGAUUUAGUAUGUGGUAAGCUGAAACUAGUGUCCAAGAACGAUCCUUGGUCGGAAAGGGUGGAUUUUCUAAUAGAAGUCAUGGUUGCAUUCUUUGAGAAACAACAAUCUCAGAGAGAGGCUAUCAAUGCCCUUCCACUGUAUCCCAAUGAGCAAAUAAUGUGGGAUGAAAGCCUUGUACCAAGCAUUAACUACUCUGGUGAAGGAUGUCUAGCACUUCCGAAGCUUAAUUUACAAUUUCUAACACUUCAUGACUACCUUCUUAGAAAUUUCAACCUCUUCCGCCUUGAAUCAACAUAUGAAAUCCGUGAGGAUAUUCAAGAAGCUGUUCCUCAUCUUCUUGCCCAUAUUAAUAAUGAAGGAGAAACUUCCUUCCGUGGUUGGUCUAGAAUGGCUGUACCAAUUAAAGAAUUUAAGAUUACAGAAGUUAAACAGCCAAAUAUUGGCGAAGUAAAGCCUGCUGCAGUGACAGCUGAAGUUACUUUUAGCAUUUCCAGCUAUAAAGCACAAAUCAGAUCUGAAUGGAAUGCUCUCAAGGAGCAUGAUGUUCUGUUUUUGCUGUCUAUUCAACCUUCUUUUGAACCACUAAGUCCUGAAGAAGCAGCUAAGGCAACUGUGCCUCAGAAGCUUGGGCUUCAAUGUGUUAGAGGAUGUGAGAUUAUAGAAAUACGUGAUGAGGAGGGAACUCUUAUGAAUGAUUUUACAGGGAGAAUUAAGAGGGAAGAGCGGAAGCCUCCUAAAGGAGAGCUAAGAACUGUAACUAUUGCAUUAGAUACUGCACAAUAUCAUAUGGAUGUUACUAAUAUUGCAGAGAAGGGUGCGGAGGAUGUCUACAAAACUUUCAAUAUACUGAUGAGGCGAAAACCCAAGGAGAACAACUUCAAGGCAAUUUUGGAAUCCAUAAGGGAUCUAAUGAAUGAAACUUGCAUUGUUCCUGAUUGGUUACAUGACAUCUUUUUGGGUUAUGGAAAUCCUUCUGCUGCUCAGUGGACGAAUAUGCCUGAUCUCCUUGAAAAGGUUGAUUUCAAAGAUACUUUCCUGGAUGCUGCUCAUGUCAAAGACAGCUUUCCCAGUUAUAAGGUCAGAUUUAUAAACUCAGAUGGAACAGACAAUUUGGACCCAUUACCUCCAUUCUGUAUUCACUUCCCUAAAAGUCAAGAAGGCAAAGUUCAUGCUCUGCCUACCAAUGAGUCAUCUGCUAAAUCAUCAAAUAAUGCCAGUAGUUUGGAAGGAGUGCAUUCUGAGAAAAUGGAAGUUCUAGUUGAGACUUAUGUACCUCCUGAUCUAGGGCCAUAUCCCCAAGAUCAACCAAAGCAGAACUCUGUUAGAUUUACUGCUACUCAGGUUGAAGCCAUCAUCUCGGGUAUCCAACCAGGUUUAACAAUGGUUGUUGGUCCGCCUGGUACAGGAAAGACAGAUACAGCUGUGCAAAUCUUGAAUGUUCUUUACCAUAAUUGCCCAUCACAGAGAACUCUGAUAAUUACUCAUUCAAAUCAGGCUUUGAAUGACCUUUUUGAAAAGAUAAUGGAGAGGGAUGUUCCAGCCCGAUAUUUGCUUCGACUUGGGCAAGGUGAGCAGGAAUUGGCUACGGAUCUUGAUUUUAGUCGUCAGGGCCGUGUGAAUGCCAUGCUUGCUCGAAGGUUGGAGCUUCUUAGUGAAGUAGAGCGUCUCGCAAGAUCUCUACUACUGCCUGAGGAUGUUGGAUAUACUUGUGAAACUGCUGGAUACUUCUGGUUGCUGCACGUAUACUCACGCUGGGAACAAUUUUUGGCUGCUUGUGCUGACAAUCAAGACAACCCCACUUUUGUUCAGGAGCGUUUCCCAUUCAAGGAGUUCUUCACAAAUACUCCCAAGCCAAUUUUCACGGGUCAGUCCUUUGAAAAAGAUAUGCGUGCUGCUAAGGGUUGCUUCCAGCACUUAAAAACCAUGUUUCAGGAGCUCGAAGAGUGUAGGGCAUUUGAAUUGCUUAAAUCAACAGUAGACCGAUCAAACUACCUCAUGACAAAGCAGGCGAAAAUAGUAGCUAUGACUUGUACGCAUGCUGCCCUUAAACGGAAAGACUUUCUACAUCUGGGGUUUAAAUAUGACAACCUGCUGAUGGAGGAAAGUGCACAAAUUUUGGAGAUCGAGACUUUCAUCCCAAUGUUGCUCCAACGACAAGAAGAUGGUUAUGCUCGGCUAAAACGAUGUAUAUUGAUUGGGGACCAUCACCAACUGCCUCCUGUUGUGAAAAACAUGGCGUUCCAGAAAUACAGCCACAUGGAUCAGAGUCUUUUCACAAGAUUCGUGCGCCUAGGAAUCCCUUAUAUCGAGCUUAAUGCCCAGGGAAGAGCAAGACCUAGUUUGGCAUGUCUUUAUAAUUGGAGAUACAAAAACCUUGGUGAUCUUCCGUUUGUGAAGGAGAAUGAUAUCUUUCGCAGAGCAAAUGCUGGAUUCUCUUAUGAAUAUCAACUGAUAGAUGUUCCUGAUUACCAUGGGAGGGGUGAGAAUGCUCCUUCUCCUUGGUUCUAUCAGAAUGUCGGGGAGGCUGAGUAUAUUGUCAGUGUCUAUAUGUACAUGCGUCUACUUGGGUAUCCUGCCAACAAAAUAUCGAUAUUGACAACAUACAAUGGCCAGAAACUUCUGAUUCGUGAUGUUCUUAACCAACGAUGCAGCCCUUACCCAUUCAUUGGUUUACCACACAAGGUCGCCACUGUCGAUAAGUUUCAAGGUCAACAGAAUGAUUUCAUCUUAUUAUCUCUUGUCCGUACUCGGUUUGUGGGGCAUCUCCGUGAUGUAAGACGGCUGGUGGUCGCAAUGUCCCGUGCUCGACUUGGCCUCUAUGUUUUCUGUCGGCGUUCUCUGUUCGAACAAUGCUAUGAACUACAACCCACGUUCCAACUUCUGCUUCAGAGGCCCGACCAUCUCGCUCUAAAUCUAAAUGAGGUCACAGCAUAUACAGAUCGUCAUGUCGAAGACACUGGACCUGUCCAACUUGUUAGCGGCGUCGAGGAGAUGGCAAGCAUUGUACAUUACAAGAUGCACGAGGUUUACCAGAUGCAGAUGAUGAGUCAGCAGAUGAGCCAAUUUUCUGAGGAUUAUUCAGGACAAGUGGCAAUGCAGCAGAUCGACGCAGGUGAGGACAACGGAGGGACAACUCUGAAUGCCGCCAUGGAUGUCGAUUCUCACCCCUCCACUGACGUUGAGAGUGCCAUGGAUGUCGAUACGCGCCCUUCAGCAGAUGGUGAGAAUGACAAGAAUACAUUACUUGAUGGCGAGGCUAAUGAUUCGGCUUCUGCACAAGUGGAUGGAGACGAGCAGCCUUAAAAUGAACGGGGUAAUCGAUGAUGCUUUUUGCAAUCAGGAACUUGUGUUGAUCGAGAUCAGAGAUGGAUGAUUCCCAGUGAUGUGCAUCGGUAUUUUUGGAGACUUGAAGAACACUUGAGCGAGAACUGAACUGUGUUCUAAUCAUUGGAAUCAUCCAUGCAUCCAUCCAUCCCAGUUUAGCUGAAUACUAUACUAGUAAGUGAUCAAUCUUAUAUCCUUUUCUAUAAAGUUGGAUUGGAUUCUCUUUGAUGUUUGUUUCCAAUAUCUGGAAUUAUUUCAUAUUUUAUCAA